AUGUCAUAUUGUAGUGCUUCCGUGAUUCGGCAGAAUACGGUUCGUACCAGUGAUGACGUGUACGGCAUAGUUCCAUGUAAAUUAGUAAAUUUCAUCCGGAAAACUUGUCAUCAAGUAAAUUUG
Brugia malayi is the source of this 123-nucleotide messenger RNA. RefSeq lists its product as uncharacterized. The annotation marks the transcript as partial. The transcript has 2 exons. Lineage: Eukaryota; Metazoa; Nematoda; Chromadorea; Rhabditida; Onchocercidae. The record is from RefSeq and is a predicted model, not a curated record.